Messenger RNA from Prorocentrum cordatum, 3381 nucleotides. Lineage: Eukaryota; Dinophyceae; Prorocentrales; Prorocentraceae. The record is from the annotation of a GenBank genome assembly.
AUGAGGCCUGGCGGCGAGGCUGGCCUCGGCGGCGCCGUAUCCGCGGCUGCCGCCGACGCGGCUUUGGCGGAGCAUGUCCGGGGCAUUGGGCGCGACGCCCUCCUCAGCAGUAUCUUUGCGGAGAUACAGAGGGUUGCCGAGCGCGCCUUGCUGUCAACUGGCCUUGUUCACGGGUCCGACGGCACCUGCGCACUCGACAACAUUUUCAUGGGCUGGUGUGUCCCCCAGAUCGACACGGUAGACGAUUUCGAGCACCUCGAGGCGCACGACAGGCAGGGGCAAACCUGCUGGUUCCGCGCUUGCGUUCACUCGGGAUUCUACCUGCCGCCUGAGGCUCGUGCUCGUACCGAGCCGAAGGGGCUCCGUGCGCGCGCUCCCGGGCGCGCGCCUGCCCUCGGCGGGGCGGCGCCGGAGCACGGCCCUAAGGCCUCCUACGUGAGGCUGCAGAUCCUGGGCGGCAGCAGGAGCGAGGUUCACAGGAGCCGGGUGGUGCCGGCCUGCGAGCUGCACCUGUGGGAGCUCUGCGUGGAGGAGGAGGUCAUCAUCGCGGGCCACAGCAACCGCCUCCUGCUCCAGGUCUACGGCAAGCGGCAGUGCAUGGGGGACAGGCUGCUGGGGUGCGUGGAGGUCCCGUUGCCGCAGGCACCGACCCAGCGGCCCCGCAGGCAGCGGCUGCUGCUCCGGGACGCGCCCUCCGCAGGCUGCGGGCCCCCUCUGGAGCCGGAGCUGCUCCUGGCCUGGGAGGUGUGCGAGGAGCGAGAGAACAGGCCCAGCCUCGUGCAGCUCGCUGAGAUGGGCGAUGCGGCCACGGUGGUGCGCUGCUUCGUGCUGGAGGUGAAGCUCAAGCUCGCGGGGGGGUCCCGUUCCAGGAUUGGCGUCUCGUUGUGGAGGGCGGAUUCUGCGCGAGAGGCACUGAAACCCGUCGCCGAUGCCGACGGCGAAGCCAAGCAGGACCACCAGGUUCACGAGUGGCGGUGGGAGAUGCAGGACAGCCGGGCAGCGCUGCUCGCGUACGACCUCCAGGUGGACAGGUUCGACAAGCGGAAGGGCAAGCGCUCCGGCACUUGGCGCGCCAGCCUGGGGUCCCUCAUGCGCGAGGUCGACCGCGUGCGAGGGCCUGUGCCGUUCACGGCCGAGUUCCCCAGCGCCGCGUCCAGCAGGUCGUCGAAGAAGAGCGAACCGCCCGUGGAGUUCAGCCUGGACCUGUACUGCAAGCGGCCCUGGGCGAGCCCCAAGGAGCAGCUCGAGGGCGCGGGCGCAGAGACGCCCAGCGGUGUCCAGGCCUGCGUGCUGCCGAGCCGCGCCCUGCACCCGCACGGGGACAGGCCGCGCCUGGUCUCCUACUACUGCUGCAUCGUUGCAGAAGGCCUUCCACGGCAGCACAGCGCGUAUGUCCGGAUCAUAGUGGGAAACGGCGACGCUGGGCCGCGGGAAGGCCAGGGUAAGCAGGCCGACGCUGAUGCGGACCCGGAUAAGCUUUGCCACUAUGAGUCGGACCGCAUUUUGACAGACUGGACAACCCAGCAACUCAUGUGGCGCGACAUCCAGGUCAUUCUGCCGCUGUCGGACUGUCGCGUCCGGGUGCAGAUCUGGAGCGAGGCGAGCCAGACUCUCUCAGGGUCUGUUCUAGGCCAGCAGGACGACAGGCUGGUGUGUCAGGCUGUGAUUAGCCCUGUCUCGAGCAAAGCCGACAAUUGGUACCACUGUUACGGUGGCGCUCGUGAUGCCAACAGGGCAGAGGAGGCCCGCCAGAUGGCAUUUGGAAUUAUCCACCCCGCCAGCACGUAUUGGUGCAGUGUUGGCAUGCGGUUAUCAUUUUGGCCCUCCAAUGCGCUCAGCCAAGAUGCUCAACAUUGGAGUUACCUAUCGCUAGAUCACCCUGGAUGGCAGCUCAAGGAAGAGAAGUUUAUCGGCGGUCGGCGGACUCUGACCGUGCGGCUUCAUCGUUGUCUUUACUUGAGCUCCUUGGCGGGGAGCCGCGUAACUGUGUUCGUGGAGCUCGCGGGGAAUCAUUUUGGCGGUCAGGCACCUCAGCCGCUGCUUGCGUUUCCUGGCAGCGUCAGUCAAGAAGGCGUCCUGCUCUUCCACGCCCCGACGGACCCCAGCGCCACCGGCUGCAGCCUGUGGUCUCCCCAGCCGGAGCCCGCGGCGGUCGAGCGGUGCACCCAGGAGCUGUCCGUGCGCCCGGGCGUCACCCACGCGUACGUGUACGUGGUGCAGGCGGGCUACGAGGCGCGCCCGCCGCGGAUAUUCGGCAGGAUGCGGCUGGGCCAGCCCGGUGCCACGCCCAAGUGGCAGCGGCUGCGGUUCGACGCCUCGGUGGCGGAGCUCCCGAGUGUGCGCUUCGACCGCGAAUUCGCAGGCUGCUUCCUCGGGUCGGCGGUGUUGCAGCCCGGCGCCGUGGAUCUGGACAAGGGCCGCUGGCUUCCGGAGGUCAUGAGCAGCGGUGCUUUUGGAUUUAGCCAGCCUGGGCAGACGAAGCUCUCCUGGGGUGCACGCGCGGUGGAGACAUCUCAGGGGGUCGGAGAAACAUUGUUCUAUCACAUGGAUGUGCUGGCUGCGCGUGCACUCCCACCCUCGAACGACGCUGGGCUGUGCUCUGCAGGAUAUCGCAUACACGUGGAGGGUAAAACGCUUGUCCACGACCAGAACAUCCAGGAGUCUUUGAAUCCAACGUUUUGGGACAGGGCAGUCAUACCAGUGGAGGCGGACGGCUACGGCACUCCUGCGCCACCUCUCGUGAUCACGAUCUUCGACGAUCAGGCGAGCGGUGUCAGGGAGCUCGGCAGCCUCUUCAUCAAGGACCUGCGACGGAUCGACGCCUCCUCCGUGGAGGAGCUCAACUCCCACCACAGCGCCUUCUGGUACGCGCUGGACUCCACGGCCGUGGGAGCCUUCGACCCUGGGGCCGCCACCGAUGCGCUGAGGUGCAGCCCGCGGCUGCUCGUGGCCAUCGCCUACUCGUCCGUGGACUGCCGGAGCAGCGGCGUCGCCCGCGAGCCUGCGUUCAGUCGCAUCCCCGUGCUCCACUGGACGUGCUACUGCAAGGCCGAGGGGGUCACCCUGCCCGUCCCGCGCGGCCAGCACCGCAGGAACCCCAAUUUCGAGAGCGACCGCGCAGACGCAGGGAGCAUCGGUGCGCAUUUGCAGGGGCAUAUCUGCCACGUGCCCGAGGCCUCCCAGGCCGCGGACUUGCUCCCAAGAGUUCAAGGGGUUCUGGCAGCCAGGAUGCCGCCCGGCAGGACCGCACCUCGGGAGCUUCGCACCACGGUCACGGAGCCCACCAGGAUGUUCGAGACCAUGCGAAGCCUGCGCAGGGCCAACUUGGAUGACAUGGCCAAGAUUCAGAGUAAGGACGGGCCCGGCACCAAGCUGGCAUAA